CAGACGCCGGUAGAUGUCCGACGUCCCGGUGACGUCAGAGUGGUGUCUCUCGUGCAGUGAUUCUAGAACUAUGAAGCUCGUUGCUCUCGUGGGUCUGUGUCUCGUGACUCGGUGUGGAAUAACGGCUGCUGGUGUAAACGGACCAGGAGUCAUCAACGUGGCCGUGGAAGAAGGAAGUGAUGUCGUUUUACUCUGUUCCCUCAGCACCAAGGACGACAUCGAGAAAAUGGUGUUUGACUGGAAGAAAGAUGGUCAGAAGGAGAAGGAGGUGUUCUUUUAUCAGGCAGGCAAACAUUACAAUAACGGCCGAGGAGGUCAGAGCGAGCAGUUCAAAGGUCGCGUGUCUCAUUUUCAAGAUGAACUCAAGUACGGCAACGCCUCCAUAAAGCUCCAAAAAACAAAGAUGUCUGACAGCGGAAACUACACCUGUACGUUCCCAAACAAACAAACAUCCCACAUUACGCUUGUUGUAGCUUAGAAUGAGUCCUUCAUAUCUACAGAGGGAGCUGGUCCUCUUCACAGAGUCCUCCAUGUUGUUCCUCCAUGUUUCUACAGUAGUCAGUGAUCAACCUCCAGCUCUGAGAAAUGAAGUCAACGCUGAAGUGUCUUAAAC
This is a messenger RNA of Sebastes umbrosus (honeycomb rockfish), 613 nucleotides long. Its product is annotated as V-set domain-containing T-cell activation inhibitor 1-like. The record is from RefSeq and is a predicted model, not a curated record. NCBI's taxonomy places the organism in Eukaryota, Metazoa, Chordata, Actinopteri, Perciformes, Sebastidae. The transcript is spliced from 3 exons. Bases 14 to 478 code for a protein of 154 amino acids.